Musa acuminata AAA Group (dessert banana) is the source of this 1949-nucleotide messenger RNA. RefSeq names its product protein S-acyltransferase 11-like. The transcript has 7 exons. The record is from RefSeq and is a predicted model, not a curated record. Bases 552 to 1559 code for a protein of 335 amino acids. Gene Ontology annotation, molecular function: palmitoyltransferase activity. Lineage: Eukaryota; Viridiplantae; Streptophyta; Magnoliopsida; Zingiberales; Musaceae.
ACCCCCUCCUCUUUCUUCGUAUAUAUUUCUUCCUCUUUUCUUCCCUUCGCUUCCAAGCGAGGCUCCAUCGGCCGCGUUCUGCGCCCCAGAUCUCUCUGCCGGUCUCCAUCCCCGAAAAUUGAGUACAUGGAUGAAGCGGCCGUGAGGGUUUUGGAGAUUGGAUUAGGUUUGCAGUUCUAUUACCUGAUGUAUAUUUCCAGACUAUUGCAAGUAAAGGUUGACUGUCUGUGCUUGUUUGAGCUUUGAACUUUUCAGGUUUCCAGAAGUAUCAUCUUGGAAACUUGAACAUCAUUGCCAAAACAUUCACAUUGUUCUUAGCAUUGAGCAUGCAGAAACAGAUUCAGUGCAGAUGUCUAGUUGAAUUUCCUUAAGAUAGACAGUAUUUCUGUAAAUGGUUUCAUGAAGUAAAAAAGACAUGCCGAUGCACGAGGCCACAAUUAUGGAGCAUGGGUAGGGUCAGAUGAAGCCAGUCUCAUCCUCCUAACCGAGUUAAUAAUGCAGCUGAUUUUACCAUAGUUGAUUGUCUUCAGGAAGAGAACUCUGUUUCAUUAAUGUUGGAGGAUCACAAGACCACAUGCUGGGGAUGUGGAUUACACCUUGUUCUUGAAUCUUAUUCACCAAUAUUCAAAUGUGGAUGGUGUGGAGCAAUAACAGAUCAAUGCAAAACUUUGAGGAAACCCGAUAGCACGUGGUUUUCUUGGUGGAGACGUGUACGAGACCGCCUUUUUGUUACUAUUCUAAUUUUCUUCAUGCUAUUUGUGAUAUGUACUGGUGUUUGGGCAGUCUACCCAGCUGUUUUCUCAAUCAGCAAGUUCUGUGGAAUCUUUCAUUGCCUGUUAACAUCUGUCUUGUCUAUUAUUACCGUCUCCAGUUUCUGCUUAGCAGCCUUUUGUUCUGCUGGGGCACCAGCAAACAUACCAUGGGGAAGCUACCCAAUUGUGGAGAAAGAUGGCCUGGAAAACUACACAUAUUGUGCUUAUUGUUCUAAGCCAAAGCCGCCAAGGGCACACCACUGCCGUUCCUGUAGAAUGUGUGUUUUGGAUAUGGAUCAUCAUUGUCCAUUUAUAGGAAACUGUGUUGGAGCAGCAAAUCACCGGUAUUUCAUUGCGUUCCUUAUAUCUGUAGUCAUUAGUUGCGCCUACGUUUUCCUGAUGACACUGUAUGCUGGUUUUCAUGUAUGGCCGCCCUUGGAAAUUAGAAAUCUAGCAUUAUCUGGCUUUGGUAUUGGGAGUGCUGCAAGUAUAGUGAAGGAGAUAGUUGCUGCCUUGGCUAGCUCUGCACUUCUUUUGUCUGCAAGAGGUCUAAUUCUUAUAUAUCUGUCAUUUGCAAGUCUGAGUGUGGAAAUUGGUAUAGUUGUGUUAUUGUGGCAGCAACUCUAUUGGAUUUAUGAAGGUAACACAUAUAUCAACCAAAUAGCUUCACAUAAUGUUGCACAUGGAGAAAAAGGCUGGCAGAAUCUUUUACGUUUCUUUGGUUGCCCAUACUCAGUUUACAGAGUACUUUUGGGUACUGGAAAUGCUGGAAAGUCACAAGAUAUAUCGAGCUCCAAGCUUCUAUAGAGGGUACAAAACAAGUGUUAGACAACACAAACAUCAGGAAGUAACCGAUUAUUCUGAUCAGAAUCUCGACUAUCAUCUGAUCGCCUUGGUAUGUUAUUUUUCCUCACUCCACGAAACGAAAAACAGGAGAACAAGUGUGAGCCUCCAAUGUCAGAUUCUUGAAUUCAACAGUUUCAGAUGCUGCUAGGUGGGUUUACCAGCCCGCAGAUAUUUGUCAGAGACAAGGACUUUCUGUUAAAACACACGAGGAAAAAAAUUAUCUUUAUGUACAUUUCUUUUUUACAUGUCCACCGACUACAUUACCAGCGGGUACUUGAUUUUGUGAGUGUAAAUUUCUCGUCGACUUUGUGUACAUGAAUAUUUUAUAUACUAGAUUUUCUUUGCACUCUA